GCUGAGCCUUCUGUAUACACAGCAUCUAUUGGAGCUGUUACAGAAUCAAUUGGGCUGACAAUCGCUUAUAACACCAAAGGAGAACAUCCAUACCUACAAGCCAGAAAAUUUGCAUCUUUGGAUCACUUAACCAGAGGCAGACUCGGAUGGGCCAAUACAGAAGAGCUUCAGUACUCUGAGGAGUAUCUCGAGGUUUUUUCUGAAUUGCUUCUAUCAUCUUGGAGAGACGAUGCUCUAGUGGGAAACAAAGAAACUAAGGAAUGGAUAAAUACCGACAGAUUACGUCAAAUUGAUUUUGUUGGAGAAACAUACACGGUUCCAGGUCCUGGUUUAACACACCCCACUCCACAGAGACUUCCAUUGAUAGUUUCAUUGGAUACAACUACAAACGCUUCAAGACACCAUGCUGCAAAGUUCGCUGAAGUAGUGUCGGUAUAUGGGGAUAAAGAACAGGUUAAGGAAACUGUCAAGGGUCUUAAACAUUUAGCACUAAGAAAUUAUCAUAGAGAUCCAUCCACCAUUCGUUUCUUAGCCCAAGUAUCUAUCACAAUUGCUGACUCAAUUGUGGAUGUUCAAAACAAGUAUGCACUUGGUGAUGCCCCACCUUUUGGCUUCACCUCAAUUAAAGGAACUUCUAAGACCGUAGCUGAUGAAUUACAACAUUGGGUUGAGUACAGUGGGCUCGAUGGUUUCAACUUUCAUGAAUCUAACAUCAAUGAUUUAAAUGAUUACUUGAUCUCUGAGUUACAAGCCAGAGGUGUUGCACAGGUGGAAUACACUACCAUUGGGGGUACCCUCAGGGAGAAUCUAACGGGUGCUAAGGGUGCAAGUUUCCUCUCAGAGGAUCAUCCUUUCUAUCACUACCGUUGGUUCAAGGGCCAAUCACAAGAGACCUUUGAAAAGGCUUUACACAUUGCAAAAGACAAAAACACUUUUAUAGCAUACUAACCCUAAUUAGUACCCACAAUUAGUAUUUAGGUAUCUUUUAGGAAAUUUGAAGUAAGACAG
This is a messenger RNA of Williopsis jadinii, 1008 nucleotides long. Its product is annotated as bacterial luciferase-like protein. The record is from RefSeq and is a predicted model, not a curated record. The transcript has a single exon. Lineage: Eukaryota; Fungi; Ascomycota; Saccharomycetes; Phaffomycetales; Wickerhamomycetaceae. Gene Ontology annotation, molecular function: oxidoreductase activity, acting on paired donors, with incorporation or reduction of molecular oxygen. The annotation marks the transcript as partial.